AUGCAUCCACUCAAGUGUAUUACUGACAUUACUGUAGUUGUUAUUGACGACAAACCAAAGGAGUCUGUCCCAGAUCAUGAUACUCAAAUGUCAAGCAUUAGAUGGCAUCUCUCAGAAGGCGGAUUUUCGGAGUUUAAAUUGAUGGAGCGUCUUGGGGAAGGGCAGAAACCAACAGCUAUCAUCGGGGAAGUCGCUGAUGAGUGGAACUUGGACUUGGUUGUGCUAAGCAUGGAGGCAAUACACUCAAAGCAUGUCGAUGGGAAUUUGCUUGCUGAAUUCAUCCCUUGUCCUGUUCUACUGCUCCCGCUCUGACAUGGACAUGGAGCUGA
Messenger RNA from Sorghum bicolor (sorghum), 329 nucleotides. RefSeq lists its product as uncharacterized. Lineage: Eukaryota; Viridiplantae; Streptophyta; Magnoliopsida; Poales; Poaceae. The coding region runs from base 1 to 312 and encodes 103 amino acids. The record is from RefSeq and is a predicted model, not a curated record. The transcript has 4 exons.